Molecule: messenger RNA, 4980 nt
Organism: Seriola aureovittata
Lineage: Eukaryota; Metazoa; Chordata; Actinopteri; Carangiformes; Carangidae
Product: adenosine receptor A1-like
Exons: 3
Coding region: 11-1030 (339 amino acids)
Biological process (GO): G protein-coupled adenosine receptor signaling pathway
Cellular component (GO): synapse; membrane; dendrite
Molecular function (GO): G protein-coupled adenosine receptor activity
Source: RefSeq, a predicted model, not a curated record
AUCUGUGAUCAUGACUUCGGGUCUGCCUCCCUCUAAAGCCCUCUACAUCGGGAUGGAGGUGGUGAUCGCCGUGUCUUCGGUCAUCGGGAACGUGAUGGUGGUCUGGGCUGUGCGUAUUAACCGGUCUCUGAGAGACACCACGUUUUGCUUCAUCGUCUCCCUGGCCUUGGCUGACAUUGCAGUCGGGGCUCUUGUCAUCCCGCUCGCCAUAACAAUCAGCAUCGGACUCCAGACGCACUUCUACAGUUGCCUGCUGGUCGCCUGCACAGUGCUCGUCCUCACUCAAAGUUCAAUCCUGGCGUUGCUGGCCAUCGCCAUCGACCGCUAUCUGAGAGUCAAAAUACCCAUGAGCUACAAGCGAGUCGUGACCCCUCGGCGAGCCGGCACGGCCGUGUUGUUGUGUUGGCUGGUGUCCAUCAUAGUGGGCCUUGCGCCUAUGUUCGGCUGGAAUAACCUGCAGCGUCUCCGUGACAACGGCUCCGUGAUCACUGAUGACCUCUUGGUGACCUGCGAGUUUGAGACAGUCAUCAGCAUGGACUACAUGGUCUAUUUCAAUUUCUUUGGCUGGGUGCUGCCCCCUCUCCUACUCAUGCUGGCCAUCUACACUGAGAUUUUCUACAUGAUCCACAAGCAGCUCAACAAGAAGGUGACAGCGAGCCACACAGACCCGAGGCGUUACUUCGGCAAGGAGCUCAAGCUAGCCAAGUCGCUCGCCCUUGUUCUUCUCCUUUUUGCAGUCAGCUGGCUCCCUCUUCACAUCCUCAACUGCAUCACCCUCUUCUGCCCUGCCUGUCAGAAGCCAGUGUUCCUCAUUUACAUCGCCAUCAUCCUCACCCAUGGCAACUCGGCUGUCAACCCCAUAGUAUACGCUUUCCGCAUCAAGAAAUUCCGCACAGCAUUCUGGAAAAUCUGGAAACAGUACGUGCUUUGCCAGGAUCCAGUCGGUCGGCUUCCUCAAAGAGGGAGCCAGAGGGGACAGAGCCAUGAGAGGAGGCUGAGGCAGAAUGAUGAUGACGAUGAUGAUGUGUGACUUUUGGCAACUAAUUGUGUUGCUUUAUAACUGUAAAGUUUCACUCCAAGGGUUCACAGAACGGAAAGGAUUCUGGCUUUAUUUUCACGCUUGAGGGAUUACUGGUCAAACCGGCCUUAAUGGGAUCGAAGGAUGUCAGAGUGAUGAAACAGACGAGGGAACUCCAUUGUGGACUGAACGAUUUCAUCCAUCCAACAUGCUCAGAGAGGACAGGGCGACAAGUCAGAAUGGAGACAAGAUAAACUUUGAUUUAGAUAAGACUGAUUGUUUCUCCACUGGCUGACAAAAUGAUGAUGAUGUCAUAGGGGAUAAGGGGCUUCUCAUCAGUUUCAACACCAACCUGUUGAACUUGAAUCAGUAAGUGUAUACUGGAUCUGUAGCACAUAUGGUACAAUAGUAGUAUAUCCUGUAUUUUUUUUUUAUUUUUUAUCUGAUCUAAAACUCAUGACCUUUUUCAUGUGAAUGAUCUCAAAUAGUUAAGCAUCUUAUGUGCUACAUGAAAUUUGCUAAUUUCCGUGGCCUUAUGGACAGGAAAUGAAGAAGAGGAACUAAGAUGAACAGAGGAAACAUUUAAUAUUAGGAAUCUGGUAAAAGUCUGUGCAACCAACUUGGUGCUUCGAGAAGGACCAGGAUACAGGAUACAGGAUACAGGAUGUAUGCUGGCUGCAUGGAUGAAAAAAAAUGCUAAAUUGACUCACUUGGUGUUAAAAACCAGGAUCUUUGGUUUGAUGAACAUCUGCUUUACCAGCUGUGUUAAUGGUAAAGUUACGCCGUAAUUUGUCAGACUCAUGGACUUUUCACACAUGGCCUGUGGUGCAUUUGCACGUGUAAAGGUUUUUUGAAAUUUCUGACACCAUCUGACCAACAGAAUGACUGAUACUAGCUAAUAGUUGUACCUGAAAACAGCAUCAGUGUUAAAGAAAAUUUACUUGAUGUUCCUCAUUAAAUAUUUAUGAACAUGGACAAUGGUAAAAACCAUCAGCCACCUAUAGUAACUCUGUAACUCUGUAGCUACAUCAGUGUUGUUCAAUAGAAAACUGUGAAUCUAAAGAAUGUUUGAGCUCCUCCAUCCAAUGAGCUUCAUUCGAUCCUGGUUAUAAUCCUUUUAACUCUAUAACGUACCUCUUCUGUACAUUUAUCCGCAGGCCCUUUCCAAUGCUCGCAGGCGUUUUCACACUUUUUCAAACGGCUUCUCCCGAUGCUUUGUGAUGAAGUAGGUUUCCUUUUCAUCACAUCCUCUGUUGUUUUUUGUUACAGUGCUGACUUAAACUGACCAGCGUUGUCCUUUAAAAUGAGCAAGAUUUGACAGGAAAGACACGAGUGCUAACACCGAUAAAAAUGCACUGUAACUAAUAUAUGUAUAAAUAAUGUUAUUUGGGAGAUUGUAUAAGUCUGAAAUGAAAUUCGCCUCACUGACAAACAGCUGGUUAUCUGAUGUAUCCUCUUACAGCUGUUGAUAGAGUGAGCAGAUUGGGAAAUCCAACCUCCAAGCAAGUCAUUACAUUUUCUUUAUGACGACAAAUAAGUAAAAAAUGUCACAGCAUAUAGUGAGCUCUGAUUUAAAGUCAUAAUGCUGUAUGUGCAUUAGCAGGUGGAAACAUCAAAAUCCACUCUGCGCUUUAUGACAGCAUUUCACUUUCCCCUCCAUGCUUCUCUGUAUCAGGGCCAUCAGUGGUGGGAAGUCACUUCUCUGCACCCACAUCGAUCUUAUGUCACUCGGCAGAGAGUGUGCUCGUGUGGGUAAGUGAGGAGGGUGCAGGAAGAGUGGAAGGAUUAUUCCAUUUACAAGGGAAUCAGAGGGUGGGGGUGCAGCAGAGGAAUUCAUAGAGUUUACACCCCUGGUGAGGUCAACAUCAAGGCCACUGUGAUGUUCACACACACACACACACACACACACACACACACACACACACACACACACACACACACUCACACUCACCCAUUGCAUUUCUUCAUCAGACAAGUCUAAUCAUUGUAUUUCUGUGCUGCUGAAUCUGUUGAUUCUCUGCCCAUGUGAAAUCCUUUUAAAGCCACUAUGUGUAGAAUUAGCAUAUCGCAAAAGACUAUGAUGGCAAAUCUUCGGGUUGCACCAAUAUUUGUGUGUAGUAUUGCACGGAGCCUAAAGACCUGAAACAGAAAACUUUUAAAGUGAUAUCAGUUCACCUCAGUGAUAUCUCCACGAUCAAUCGAUCAGAUGCUCAAGGAGGUGAAAUUAAUUUCUGUGUGAAUUUGCACCUCUGACCAAUAACAAGCUAUCUUGAGAGUACUGACCUUUGAGUGGACAGAGAGUCCAAAAUUGAGGAAUUUAUCUUAUAGCUUAUUAGCUGUGUUGGACCAUUCACUUUUAUUUAAAAUCCAGAGUAAAAACAGUUGAUGGCACAAAUAUAUCUUUCUUAAUAAACUGUGAAGAUACUGCUCCAUUACUGGCAGAGCUAAGCUAACAAGCUAAUGAAGUUUACAAAGCUUGUUAGCUUGUGGAACUUUAUUUUCUUUGCUGAAUAACUUUUCAUUGAAUUAAAUGGUGUGUAAUGGUGAACAAAAUGCCAUUUAACAUAGUGAAUUUUUUCAUAAGGGGGGUGUCAAAGUCGGACAUUUUUAAUUAUACUCAUAGUGGCUUUACCUUUUAAUCUGUUUACUUUUGCUGAACCCAUGUGAUAAAUGAAACUUGAUUUUUGAAAUUAUAUGAGAUAUACAGUACAUUAACAAAAUCUAUAGCUUAGAUAUUAUAGGCCUACAUGUAGACAUGUUUAUCAGAAGUGCUCACAGCAGUAAGUGCUAAUAUGGUGAGCUGUUUUGUCCAUUUCUAAUUAUGAAGGAACAAGUGAAUAAAUAGUUCAGCAGAUGGAGUCAAAACACAGAAGGUAGACUUUUUAUUUCAUUUAUUACAUUGAUUCAGUGAAGUUGGCGUUAUCUGCUGUGCUGUUGGAAAAUACAUUUACAUUAAACACAGGAGAAAAGAAAUAAAGUUGCUUUCAUCAUGGAUGCUGACUACAAACAAUUUGAUGACACAAAGUGGGUUUCGUUUUGAAAUUCAACAGAAAUUCUGGAGGAGGUUGUAAGUCAAAGUCAUUAGUCACUUUACAAAUACCAGAGUAUUUCUCUCUCUGCCGCUCCCUCCUGUCAAGUCCCCACACUCUGACAAGUGACAAGUCAAGUUUAUUUAUAUAGCCCGAAAUCACAGGUUUCCCCCUGGGCCCCUGUAAAGUGUGUCACAAUGUGUAUGAUACAAAAAUUAAUUGACAUCAAAGAGGUCUAUGUUGGUGUUUUUUUUAUUUCUUUUUUUUUUUAAAUAAAAUUUGUGAUGGAUUUCUGACAAAAUAUAAAGAAGCCUCUUUAGCUCUCAAGCUCCAUGUAUUUUGUGUCUAAAAUCACUGGCAGUUUAAAGAAAGUAUAACUAGCAUUUUUAAUUUGUACAAGAGAAACCAAUGAGCUACAUUUGUUACAACUGCCUUAAUCAAUGAUAAUUAGUAUGUUUGUACUACUGAGAACUGUGACUUGAAUUUGUGACUAAUGCAAACCUGGGAGUCGUUGCAUUUAUGCAGUUUUAACAUGUCGGUUUCGCCUUUAAUGAGCUUUGUUUGUAUUUAUUCUAAAUUAAGUGUCUUAGUUUUGGUACUUGUGGAAUGGAAUGAAAACUUAAAGGCACGGACAGUGUUUGUUGGAAAUAGUCGUCCAAUAAUUAGAGAGAUUGAAACUUAAUUUUGCCCAUCACCCUUUAAAGCCUGUGGCUCUGGGUCCACCUCCCAGCUGGUUUCAUGCCUGGUGGCCUCAGAACUCCCUCAUCAUGUCUCACAGAGUUAGUGUGGCGUUGGUGCACACUGACAAAGAGCAGCACAGAGAGGUGUUACUGUGCAAACAGCUCGACUUUGGGAGUGGUUGUGAAUAUCUUCUGGACCAAGAAGGCAACAGCUGUAUAUUACUUCAGUUCAAAUAAAUACAUGAUAAGCAAA